Silurus meridionalis is the source of this 5042-nucleotide messenger RNA. It is a transcript of the gene sort1b, whose product is annotated as sortilin 1b. Gene Ontology annotation, biological process: endocytosis; vesicle organization; Golgi to endosome transport. The record is from RefSeq and is a predicted model, not a curated record. NCBI's taxonomy places the organism in Eukaryota, Metazoa, Chordata, Actinopteri, Siluriformes, Siluridae. The coding region runs from base 377 to 2821 and encodes 814 amino acids. The transcript is spliced from 20 exons. Gene Ontology annotation, cellular component: Golgi apparatus; membrane. Gene Ontology annotation, molecular function: protein binding.
UGCAAGGUGCAUAGAUACUCUCACCGCUGUACCUUUUCGUUUACCUAGUCGGUAGGUACGAGCGCUGCAGGAUUUCCAGGAAUUAAAUAUGUAUUUUUAAAUCAGAAUUAUUUUACAGGAUUUUACAGAGUUUUAAUUGUAGUGUAGAAUACGAUUUGUAUUUUUGUUUUUGCGCGCCCGAAGAGCAGCAAAUCCUUUUGUGUCGGAAGCCCUGCUGAGACUGCGAUGAGGAGAGAGCGGUAGCUCGGUGUCACUGCCACUGUAUUUUUGUUGAUGACGGCAGCGGCGGCGGCGGUGGGUACAGUCGCAAUUUGGCAAUUUCGCAAAUAACCGGGGCUGGAAAAACUACGAGCGUGAAAACACUGGAUAUAAAACCAUGGGACGGCUGUGGCACUUUAUUCUGGCGCUGUCCUGCUUUUCCGUCGUGCUGAGUUCGGAUUUCGGCGGAACGUCGCGUAACCCGCACUCUCUUCACAUGAAUGUGGACGCGAAGCUCGGGACGGCGGUGCGGGGUUCGGGACGGCAUAGCGUUCAGAAGCGAAGCGCAGAUGACCAAGGAGACACCUGUAAAGGUCUACAGGAUUAUAACUCCCAAUUAUCCAACAACACACACACUAGCAAAUUUAAUGAUCUCAGUGGAUCGGUGGCUCUUGCCUGGAUAGGUGAUGGAACAGGGGUCGUGCUGGCCUUGACUACUUUCCAGAUGCCCAUUUUCAUGUUACGAUUUGGCCAGUCCAAACUUUACAGAAGUCAAGACUUUGGAAAAACAUUCACAGACAUCACAGAUCUUAUUAACAACACAUUUAUCAGCACCGAGUUUGGGAUUGCCAUUGGCCCUGAGAAUUCUGGGAAGGUGAUCCUGACAGGAGAUGUGUCUGGAAGCAGUGAAUCCAGGAUCUUCCUUUCCAAUGACUUUGGGAGGAGCUUUAACUCGUUAGACCUGCCUUUCAACCCUCGCAUGCAGAUUAUGUAUAAUCCCGAAAAUUCCAAUGUCCUCGUGGCUAUCAGUGUCAAGAAUGACCUCUGGAUUUCAGAGGAUUUUGCCAAAACAUGGAAAAAAAUCUACAGCACUGUGUGUGUGGUGAAAUGGGGUGAAGACAACACACUCUUCUUCUCCACCACCCUGAAUGGAUCCUGCUAUGACCGGGGGCAGCUUGUUCUGAUGAAAUCAUUAGACUAUGGCAAGAACUUGAAGAAAAUCGCUGAAAAGAUCUACUCUUUUGGGAUUGGUGGCCGUUUCCUAUUCGCCUCAGUCAUGACUGGAACAGGAAUGAUGCGGAUGAUCCAUGUGUCCACAGACCAGGGUGAGGAGUGGAACAUGGCUCAGCUUCCUCCUGUAGGCCAUGAACAGUUCUACUCGAUACUGGCCGCCAAUGAUGAAAUGGUCUUUAUGCAUGUAGAUGAACCUGGGGACACUGGCUUUGGAACCAUCUAUGUGUCAGACGACAGGGGCAUGGUGUAUUCCAAAUCACUGGAGCGCCACCUCUACACAGCUACAGGAGGUGACAACGACUUCACAAACGUCACAUCGCUCAGAGGAGUGUUCAUGACCAGUAUACUAUCUGAAGACAGCUCUGUACAGACUGUAGUGACGUUUGAUCAGGGAGGAGAGUGGGUGCCCUUGAAGAAACCAGAGAACAGCCAGUGUGAUUCCACAGCUAAAGAUAAAAAUAAGUGUAGUCUUCAUAUUCAUGCUUCUUACAGUAUGUCUAUGAAGCUGAAUGUUCCAGUGCUGCCUUUGACUGAGCCUAAUGCACUAGGACUAAUAAUUGCUCAUGGCAGUGUCGGCGAUGCUAUAUCAGUGCUGACUCCUGAUAUAUAUGUGUCUGAUGAUGGCGGCUACACAUGGCUGCGUGCUCUCAAGGGUCCUCAUCACUAUGCCAUCCUGGACUCAGGAGGCUUGCUGGUGGCCGUGGAGCAUAACCCCACAGUGCCAAUUUCUCAGAUUAAAUUUUCCACAGACGAGGGCCAGUGCUGGCAUGAGUACACCUUCACCAAGGAGCCAAUAUACUUCACUGGGCUUGCCUCGGAGCCAGGGGCUCACUCCAUGAAUGUUAGCAUUUGGGGCUACAAAGACUCCUUGCUAAACCAGUACUGGGUCUCAGUCACAAUCGACUUCAAAGAGCUGCUCACCCGUGACUGUAGCGAUAACGACUACGUGCAGUGGCUGGCACAUUCAGAUGACAUCAGUGAUCCUAAUGAUGGCUGCAUGCUGGGUUAUAAAGAGCACUUUCUGCGGCUCAAGAAAGAUUCGGUGUGUUGGAACGGACGUGACUAUGUCGUCACCAAGCAGCCCACGCCUUGUCUCUGCACACUCGAUGACUACCUUUGUGACUUUGGAUAUUACCGCCAAGAGAACAGCUCAGAGUGUCUGGAGCAGCUUGAGCUUAAAGGCCAUGAUCUAGAGUUCUGCAUCCAUGGCAAGAAGGAACACCUACAGACCAAUGGGUAUCGGAAGAUUCCAGGAGAUAAGUGUGAGGGUGGUGUAAACCCUGAACGUAAAGUGAUCGACAUGAGAAAGAAGUGUGUCAGUGAUCUACUAGAACCACAGCUACAGACUGGGGAAGAAGAGAAGUCCAAUCAUUCUGCUUUUAUAAUUGUGGUGGUUAUCGGCGUCCUACUGAUCAGUUGUGUGGCUGCGGUCCUUUUUGUGAAGAAGUAUGUCUGUGGUGGAAGAUUUCUGGUGCACAGAUACUCAGUCCUGCAGCACAACGCAGAGGCUAAUGGCAUAGACGGUUUGGACGAACCUUUGGAUAUCAGUGGGGUGGGACACCCCAAGACCAGCUUCCAUGAGGAUUCGGAUGAGGACCUUCUGGAAUAACAGCAGUGAGUCAGCACCAGCAGAAACCAGGAGCUCUCUGUCUCCUUGAAUGCCUCGGGCAUCUUUGCUGCUGUUUCUAUUUCUGCUCUGAAGCACAACCCAGCCUCGAGCGUCUUCAAGCCUCGAAUAACUCCGCUCUAGUUCCUGCUUCUUCAGUGGGAGUGAAUUGCAGUUUUGCUAUAUAAAAGUAUCUCAUGAAUUUAGCUGUACAGCCAGUGGUUAAAUGACUUAGAUAAUAUCUUGCCUAGGGAGCCGGCUCUAUAGGAGGACACUAUCUCAGAAUUAACAGCAGGGUACUCGUCAUGGCACUUAACUCUUCUCCAGAAUGCUUUACCUUCUUCAGUAAAAUAUGCAGAUCAGACUCAGCGUGACUGAGUUUAGGGUUAUGAAGUUAGUCCAGGGAAAACUGAAUCAUAUCACCUCAUUAUUUGACAAGACGCAUGAAAUAAGACUGUGAUAUUAGAUAUAUUUUUGAUAUUAGAUGUAUUUCGCCACCUCUGUUAUUUGAUAUUAUAAUCCUAUCACAAAUAUAAGGGUUUAUCAAGGUUUUAUCACAUUUAUCAGAAAGCAAUACAGUGCAUAGAUACAGUGCAUCUGGAUGUAUCAGCAUAGCCAUAGGCCAGACUUUUCUCAGUUUCUCAACAAAAAAAAAAAAAGAGAAAGGAUUAUUUAGUUUACCUGAAAUAAUGCUACUGUGUAGACGGUUAUUAUACUACUCCUUGUGGCUGUAUAGAUUAUAGACCGUCACUUAGAAGGUUAUUUUACUUAGUGGAAGGGAAACUAUUAAACAUGACAGGUGUAAAGAAAUGUUGCAGUUGUAGCUAUAAGAACACCGUAUAUGUCCUGAGAUAAUUUUGUAGCCGACUGUUGUUUUAUAGAAGACAAUAAUGACUUAUUUUGUGAUGCUCAGCAGUUUUUGCACUGUGAAAUACAAAACUCUAACACAAGGCCAACGGCUGCUUUUGUCAAACGUCCAGUUACGAGCACAAUUCUUUAAAAAAAAAUUUAAGCCCUACAUACAGGCAGGUGGGACUCAUUGAGUCAAUGAGUCCCUCAUUUUUUUUUCCCCUGAACAUGAAGGAAACAAAGUUAUAGUUAGCACACAUGAUUUUUCCACAUUUUGAGUUUGUACGCUCAGGUGAAUUUACCAGUUAUUCCAACCAAAACAAAACAAAAAGUGAUACCAUGUCAUGAUUAGGUGACCAUGAGAUGUGAGAUCAGUGAAUGCAGAACUGCCCAGUUGAACUGAGAACGAGGACAGACCCCCCCCUCCUCCCCUCCACCCCUUACACGACCCAUGCGAAAGCUUUCUCAUCUUUUCUGUUUGAAUAUUUAAAUCAGUAGAACACGUGACACCUUUUUAAAUCAGGUGAUUUGAGGUCUAGUUUACUGUUUGAUUGGUACAUUUCCUGCUUCUCAUGAGAGCCUCAGUGUAACUAAACCGUUCUAUCAACUGCCUACCUUUUAGUGGCCCUAUAGAACAUUCUAUAAAGUAAUGCUUUUAGUUAGUUCUUUUCUUUAGUAUAUACAAUGCUCAAAGUACAAUAAAUUCUCAUAUACAACAUUCAAUUCUGUUGCACAGAUAUAUAUAUAUAUAUAUAUAUAUAUAUAUAUAUAUAUAUAUAUAUAUAUAAAAGUAAUAAGGGUGUUCAUUCAAGUGCCUAACAUGAAGGUGUGUGCCUAAUUAUUAAGCCCAUCUUGUUGAAUAAUUAACAAUAAGCAGGCUGAUUAUUGUAUCUUUAAUCAUUUCAUUGGUAGUCAGAGGUGAUAGAACAGAUUAAUACGUCACUUUUUUCAGGGGGGUCAUGCGUGAAAACUGAUGGAUUCUCAUUAGGUCGAGUUCAAAUUUAUUGCAAACAACCAGGGUUAAACCGUUUGUGAUUUUUUUUUCCCUUCCAAUUUUAUGUAUUUAACCUUUCUCUGUUGCGUUUUAGAUUUCAUUUUAAACGUGUACUUCUAUGCAUGCUAUCUUAGCAAAUAGGUCACGACACACUCGGGUGGCGUUUGGGGUUAAAGGCUGCAGCACAAAGACUACAGGGGUUUCCUACUUGAAGAUGUUGUUUUGAAUUGUGGGUUGUAAUAAUUUUCUUGCCUUUGAUAAUCAAUGUAAAUAACAUGACGCUGGCUUUGUACAUAUAAAACUGCAUUACCUUUGUAUCGGCCAUUUUUUUGCUCUGUAUAUUCUGAAAAUAAAUAGAGUCCACUCCCCUGUGUCUUCAAA